This is a messenger RNA of Bacillus rossius redtenbacheri, 10306 nucleotides long. RefSeq lists its product as uncharacterized. The transcript has 8 exons. The coding region runs from base 23 to 1006 and encodes 327 amino acids. Lineage: Eukaryota; Metazoa; Arthropoda; Insecta; Phasmatodea; Bacillidae. The record is from RefSeq and is a predicted model, not a curated record. Gene Ontology annotation, molecular function: 8-oxo-dGDP phosphatase activity.
UGUCUAUGGUGUGAGGAAUGGAAUGGCGGCUACUGAAGAAUCGAUGUCACGACUGCUAAGACUUGCACGAAAAUUCAACUGUUUUUAUGUGUCAGGGCUGCACAAGGGGGACUGCCUGCCCUUCGUGGUGGAGGGCCACCAGGUGGGGCUGGUGCGGCCCGACGUGCUGCGCCAGCUGCUCUGCUUCCCCGACAUCUUCCUGGUGCAGCCCGACGCGGUGGAGCUGAACCCCGCCUUCCGCGACUACUCGGAGCGCACGGCCCGCCUCGAGGGCUUCCUGCGGCAGUGCCGCGCGCUGCACGUCUUCGUGGCGCUGCAGGGCUGGCGGGACGAGUGUUACGAGGUCAAACCCAUGUUCUCGAAGGAAUCACUGUUGAAAAUGGACAGAUCUGCUACUUGCCUGUUCGGCGUGUGCAACUACGGGGUGGGCAUCAACGGCUACGUGCAGCACCCGGACCAGGGGCUGUGCAUCUGGCUGCAGCGCCGGUCGCCCACCAAGCAGACCUGGCCGGGCAAGCUGGACAACAUGGUGGGCGGGGGCUUGUCGGUCGGCUACGGGGUCGUCGAGACGGCCCACAAGGAGGCGGCGGAGGAAGCCAGCCUCACCGCGGAGCUGCUGAGGGGGCUCAGGCCGGCCGGCUGCGUCUCAUUUUUCUUUGAGAGUGAACGUGGACUCUUCCCAAACACGGAGUUUGUGUUUGACCUCGAACUGCCGACGGAGUUUGUCCCGUACAACACAGACGGCGAAGUGGAGAGCUUCGUUCUCCUGCCGGUUGCAGAGGCCCUGGAGAAGGUGUUCUCGUCAGAGUUCAAGACCACCAGCUGCCCCGUGGUCAUAGACUUCCUCAUCAGACACGGGGUCAUCACCGCAGACAACGAACCAAACCUGCCCAGCAUCUUGGAGCUGCUGCAUGUGCCGCUGCAGACGCUGUACCAGUCGCACGCGAGGCGGCCCCCGGCGGAGAACGGCCAGCGCCUCAUCAGCUCCUUCCCCCUCGCCAAGUAGACGUCGCCGUGUGUAUAUUUAAAAUUAUUAUUUUCAUCAGUAUUUUAGCCAUUAAGUGGUAAUUGCAUUCCUCACGUUCCUGUUGAUUAUUUGUAAAAAAAAUUUGCUUGUGGAUUUAAAUUGUUUGAAUCAUCUGCCUGUAAUUCAUGUUAUGUUGUCCUGUGAGGAAUAUAUUUGCUCAACAAUGCAGUAGUUGUGAAGAAAAUGUAAAGAUUCUAGUCAUGGGUUCCAUUCUUGUAAAAGUGAUGAUGGCCAGUUUUGGUGGUGUGUUUUCAUUGCUAUGUUUCUUUGGUAGUGAUAAUUUUAAGUACCUGUUCUUGUCAAGUGCUGUACAAUUUAUAUUUACAGUUUGAGCUCUAAGAGAAAUUAUGUAAUUAAUGUGUGUGUUUUUCAAAACUAAAGAAAGUUGACUGUGCCAGUUAAAAAAUCUUCAGUUCCUUUUUUAAUCCAAAGUUGUUGAUAAAACUGUUUUCUCAUUUUUUGUAAUAAAUUCUUCUUCCAAAGAACUGUCUGUGUAGAUUAGGAAAGCCAAUAUUACCUUAUUCCAUGCACAGUAGUAAUGUUGCUCUUGCAGAAAAGACAUCUCUGUUUUUCUGCGCGAUAGCAAUUCAUGAUCAGAAGCAGUCGAGCUCGAAGUGUUCUCGAACUUGAAGUGAAAGUAUUUUCUUUGUCGUGCCAUCAUCAUGUUUUUAUGAGAGCAAGUUUUUAAUGUCACUGAAAUUAUAGAUGUUAAAGUGAUGGCAAAGAGUGAUAUAACUGUAGCAGCCUGUUCAUUGCUUGGAGAAGCAGGUAAUGUUGUUAUCAGUGCAAGAGUAUAACUAACAUUUGUGGGGAUUGUGCAAUUUUUUUUUCCAAACCAAAAUUAGAAAAGGAAAUUAUUAACUGGGCUCAAAUGAGAAAGGAAAAUAAGAUGAAGUUGUAAAAGUUUGGUGGAUGUCUUGUUGAUACAUUCAUGUAGACUUGCACGGCCCACGCCGCGCCCGUCCGAGGUUCUGGCAUUUCCACGUUUCCAGUCAGCACUUAUUGAAACUGAAAUAAAGUUUAAGGUAUAAUAUUUGUUUAGUUAACAGCCCCCAAGAUUUUGCAUAAUACAUAUUUCUUACACAUGCACCUACACAAGCUGAUUCAAACAUGUCUGCUUCCAUGAUUGAUGUAUGUAGAGAUGUAUUAGGCUUGACUACUCCAGCAGAGUUGAGCAAGUGACUUUGGCUCCGCUAGGCUCUACUGGACUGGACUGGACUGGACUGGACUAGACUAAUAGCAUUUUUUUAAAAAUAUCAAUUCAUAUGGGACAUGGUGCACAUACCAUUAUUUUGCUAAAACUUAUCAUUAAAAACCUUGUAUGUAUGUGCUCGUUAUUUAAAAAGUACUAUUAAUUUUACUUCAUACGCGCUGCCCUGAAAACGUAUAUCCAGUAGGCCUGAGGAAAGAUCAGAUUUUUAGUUUGAAUGGAAUACGAAUACCAUUUUAUUCUGGAAUAUGAAUAUUGAAAUUCAAAUAGUAAUAAUGAAAAUCAUAACCCCACUAAUUUUUUUUUUUACAUGUAACAAAUUCAUAUGGAAAGAAAAAAUAAAUGUGUAGUGUAGUGGCUUCUGGGAAAUUAGACAAAUGAUACUAAAGUGAUAGGUUGGUUAGGUUAGGUCUGCUACCAUAAUUAUUUGUAAAAUUUUUGUUAAAAUAUUUAAGUAUUAUAUUAUGAAUAAAAAAAAAAUUGUUUUAAUUAUGCAGCUAACCUAACUUAACCUAACCUAAACAAGCUUUUAUAUCAGUUCUUAUUCACCUUAUUUUCAGACCUGCUACUCUACAUAUUGAGCAAGAAAAUUUUGGCAAACCGAAUGAUACUGUGAAAUCCAAUGUAAUUCAUUUAAUGAAAAACGUGAAUCAUUUUUUAAAUGUAUUCUCAAAUUAGUGAUUGAAUGAGCUUAUAUGCACACAUUUAAACCCUAAUUAUUCAUGCUUGUUGUUAACGGCACACAUCUGGUGUGUCCACUGCCCGCCUCAGGCCCCCGGCCUCCCACACACUCUGGCUUCGCACGUGUUGCACAUGACGGUAGCGCUUUGGCAUAUUUCAAUACACUUCAAUUACCUACUUCAAAACAAUUUUUAACAAAAAAACCAAAAGCUGUACAAAGACAUAAAAACAAUUACCUGGCCAUUUUACAUCCAACUGUAUAAUUCCUAACCUCUAAGGUUAGAAUUAUUCAUUCUUUAAUCAAUACCAUCACCCUUUGUAUAUAUCUGAGGUCAUUUUUGAUAGUGGGAGUUAUCUGCUAACUCCAGAAUUGCAGCAAGUCUUGCUACAAUUGCUGCGAAAAUGCUGCAUGGCAGCAGACAGCUGAAUAAUACACAGCAUUGCAACAGGGUGGCUGAAUGAAGUGCUUCAUUGCCAAUUGGUGUCUGAAUAAACAACUAUGCAACAGUGUGGUAACAUAAUGCAUUGUAUUGCAGUAAGGUGGCUGAAUAAUGAGUGCAUUGCAGCAGGGUGGAUGAAUGAUGUGCUGUAUUGCAGAAAGGUAUCAUAUGAUGUAUUUCAUUUACAGCAGGGUGGCUGAAUAAUGCCAUGCAUAUCAGCAGGGUGACUGAAUGAUGUGUUACAUUAUAGCAGGUUUUCUGAAAUAUCCGCUGCAGGGUGGCUGAAUGACAUGCUACUUUGCAGCAGUUUGGCUGAAUGACAUGCUACAUUGUAGCAGGGGGACUUCAUGAUAUGCUGCAUUGCAGUAGAGUGGCUGAAUAAUGCAAUGCAUUGCCAAAGUUGGCUAAAUGGUGUUCUGCAUUGUAGUAGUUAAGCUGAUAGAUGUGCUGUGUUUUAGCAGGGUGCAUGAAUGUUACUCUGCAUUGGAGCUGGGUGUCUGAUUUGCAAGCUACUUUGUAUAAGGGUGGCUGAAUACACGUUACUUUCCAGCAGUGUGGCUGAAUGACAUAUUGCAUUGCAGCAGGGUGUUUGAAUGAUGCACUGCACACAGUUUUAAAGCAUAAAUCUUAUGACAUGAUAAUUAUAACAUGCUGUUGCAAUGACUCAGAAACAGUAGAUUACUGGCACUGACGUAGUCACUGCCGCUACGGGAGCCUGCACCCUGCGCCGACACACCAGCCUUCAGUUCUGGGGGGAGCAGCAAAUACUAGCAUCAUUCUUUUUGUCGGGGGAGGGGGGUACCUAAUACAGUAAAACCUUUUUGUUGCGACCACCUCUCUAUUACAACCCGAUUAUGAGGAACUGUGAAAAAAUUGCCGAAAAUCCGAAGAAAAUCGGACAGAAAAUAAGUUUCUUGUGGUGAGUAGCGUGUUACUUGGUUUCUCUUGCCGAGUGCUGUACUGCCGUAGCAGCGCAUAUCUAAAAAUAGAUACCACUUCCUGUCGACCGCUGUCAGCGCUUGACAAACCCCAUUCCACGUCCCUUUGCCAACAGGGCGCAGAUAAAGGUUAUUGUGGCAAUGUGUUUACGUUUAGCUUUUUGCGAGUGUCUAGUGGUACGCAGUUGAGGCAAAACUACCUGCUGGAUUUCUCUUGAUUUUGAUUACUAUCGGUUGACAAUGUUUGCUUAGUUUUUGAAGUCCGAUAUGGUAUAUUUUCUGGCUUGAAUUUGUGAACUAUUAUUGAUGACUUAUGCAGGUUUUUUUUUUCCGAUUUUGUGUAUUAUGACUUAAUAAAUAAAAUACCAUUAAAUAUUAAUUACUAUUAAUACAAUUCCGUACCGUGCGCUGCGGCCGAUCUCGGAUGCUGCUUGUACUUGUUAACAAUCACGUUAUCUGCUUCAUUUUAACAAGAGUAAAAAUAUAAUAAAACUGUCAGAAAAUUGAUAAAAGCUUUAUGUGUCCGCAAAACAGGGCACAACACUGGCCCGCCAGUUGUUUUCAUUCAAAACGUGGCUAAAGAACUUGCAUGGAUCAGGCUGAAAACAUCCAGCAAUACGUGUAGGUUAUAAGGAAUCUUGCUAUGAAUUGAGAUGUUAUGUUUUUCGAGUAGAUAUACACAGCGACCGACUGGACGCACGCCCACCUCGACUCGUUUUAACUGCCGCAGCGAUGUUUAUUUUGACAGCUCAAGCAAUUAUCUUUUCCCGUGGGUUGACAGAAAAAGGUUGCUUCACCCAGCAUAAAAAAAAGGCUACGCCACUUAUUCUCCACGCAGGAAACACACUGGCUGCCGUCUGUCUCCCCCGCAUUUAUCUUUCUUCUAACAUUCCACGUCUCGCCUCUCGCGCUAGCAAUAACGAAGCGACCACGCAUUGGGCCGUUUUAUGCUUGCUUUGGUGACAGCAGCUUGAUUUUAUUCUGUAUAUUCCUUUUCAUAGGACCCUUGCUAUUAAAAUACAUUUAUAUUUAAGUUUGAAACCUUGUAAAUUCCUUGCCAGAGAUGACUGAACUCGAACUUGGUGUGAAAAGUGACAUAUUUUGACAUACUUUUUUUUUGGGCGUGUUUGCCGGGGAGGGAAGGGUCCGAAAAUAUUUACAACGAUACCCCUCCUUCACCGCUUUAGUACCCCAUUCAUAAUAGUCCAAUUUUACAGGAGAAGGGAGGGUGAAAUGAGCAUUUUCUCACUGAAGGUUUUUCAAAGGGGAGCGAAGUUGGGAUGUUAUAAGGGAGGACACUAGAUGGUUUGUGUGACUGGGAGGGAUGAGCUAGCUUUGAAGAAUAUUACCGGGAGGAGGGAGGGGUGAGCUUAUGAGUCAUGAAGCAGCUGCCGCCAGCCAGCCGGGCGAGCUUAGUGUGCGCCCACUCGCGUUGCAGAACCUACCGCUGCCAUAUUUUUAAAGGAAAUGUCCCGUAGCAAAGCCGACACAAAAAUACGCUGUGUGUUAUUAUUAACAGAUUUUAAUGAUCUUUCAUUUAGUUUUUUUUUUUUUAAUUUUUUCUGAUUUUCACAUUUUGGUCAAAAUGUCCAAUUUUUUGACGGUUCCCGAGAAUGUAUUCGUAAAAUCACUGCAUCGUUAAAUCCGGGGUUCAUGACAUCGCGGUUCUAGUGUAUUUAACUACAGCAAGCAGAAAAGGUACAUGUAAACUAACCAGUAAAAAUAAACCGUCUUUUGACAUAUUUUCUUUAGAGGUGGCCUGUAGGGCGACGGACUUGUCAUGAAGGUUAAGUGGGUUUAAAGCAAAGCCGUCUAGCAUUGUGAGUGAUAGCAUCCUGCCAUUGUAUGGCUGGUUUCUUAGCGAGUAGCGGUUUGGGGGGGGGGGGGGGGGGGUUUGAAAUCAACUGAAAAUUUCGGAAAACAUCUAUUAAGAUCCCCCCUCUAUUACGACCCUAUUCCUGGGAACCGUGAGGGGUCGUUUCAGAGAGGUUUGACUGUAUUAUGCUUGAAUUAUUUCUUGUUGCCAGGAAUUCUAUGUAUCACUCACACGGACAAUUUGUCUGUUAAUUUUACAGUUUAUGUUGAACUUAGAUUUUUGGUAAUAUUAUGAUUGCCUUUUAAUGAAAGAGAAAAAAAGUAAUAGUUAUUAACCUUUGAAAAUUGAAUACUUUUAUUGUUCUUGCACAUUCAUAUGGUACAAGAUGGUGGUGGUGUAAUUUUACAGGAGUUUUUGGACUUAGUGUGAAUGUGAUGCAAAAUAUGUACUUAGAGCACCUUACUUAUUGAAACAUUGAUAUGAAACAUUAAAUAAAAAUAUAAAAAUUUUUUAUUAUUUUAUAUAUUAAUUUCUCUUGUAUAUUUUCCGGCCACUUAUAUGGUAUAAAUGAUGCCUGUAUUCAUAGAAUCUUCUUUGUGGGUUUACUUCGUUCAGAAAAGCCUCUACUAUAUUGUAAAAUAGUCUUAGUGUAUGAAAAAUUUUAUUUUGCCAUGAAGCAGAUGAGAUGAAUUAAACUUAUUUCUGUGCAUGACGAUCAAGCUGUGUCAAUAGUGUUAUGUUGUGGUUGUGCAUAGGAGAAAAUAAGUAAAUUAAAUUCCUUUCACAAACUGGAUCUUUUGAAAGAAGGUGAAUGUACCAAUUAAAAAUAUUUACUCACCAUUUACAUUUUAAAUGUUAAAACUAUUUUUUGAAUGGGCCUAAAAGAAUUAAACACCCUGGUACAAUAGAGCUCCUUCCAAUUAUGAAAUUUGAUUGAGUUUGACAUCACUCCGGCCUGCUGUAUAUGUCGAGAUGGCCUACUAUAUUUCAUUCGCCAUUGUUUUGUAAUGUCGUGUUACUUAUAAAUGUUACUUAUAGUACAAACAGAGUGUAGGGUCAUUGGAAAUAUAUUCCAAUGAGAUCAAAAAAAAAUAUUAACAAGCAAAGUAUGUUGUCUCAUUAUAACAAGCCCACUCACAAACUCUGGCUUGUGUGUGAUCAUAGAGAAGAGGGUACCGUUAUGUAUGUGUUCACUAUUUGUUCUUCAAUCGCAAAAAUUUUACAUUGGUGUCAUUUAUAGGACUACAUAUUGAAAUAAUUCUCAUGUAUGAACAUGCCACAGUUAGUUUACGAAAGCUUCUGUUUAAAAUACUUGCUUAUAUUUAUUUUUAAUGAUGAAGCUCAAAACGUGCAUAGCCAAUGGUUACUUUAUUUACAAACCUGUGACACGUAUUGACUGGAGCAGGAUUGUACGGACUGCUUGCGUGGUUCUGUCGAGUGGUUCUCAGCUUCGUGCUGAUGUGAAGCCCGGGGCUCAUACUUGUGUUGUUUGUAGACAUUCAAGGAAACAAUAAGAAUUUAAUUUGUUAUUAGCAUGUACUUGAAAGUACUGGCCGAUAUCCUUUCGAUUCCACGAUUUACUGUCUCAAAUAAUGACACCAUUUCACCAGAAUUUUACCAUUGACAUUUAUAAAAAAAGUUCCGAAAAGAACAUCAAAUUUUAUCAAAAUGUAUUAGCGAAACAGUUGCCGGAAAUCAAGGUUACCUUUGGCUUAAAUAAAUAUAUUUUAAAUAAAUUAUUCAAAUUUCCUGGUGGAGACCACCAGGCUCCCCCAAACAUCAGGACUCUGCCGCUGCGUGAGACACCAGCCUUAUUGCAACGCAGUAGCAUGGCAUUAUCAGCUUAAUGAUUAUAAAAUCAAGGAAGUUUUCAGGCUUGAAAAAAAAUUAAUUCCUUCAAAAACAGUGUAAUUUAAGUUCCAACUGCGCAGAAGCAAAAAUUACAUUUCUUAUGUUGUCAUUUUUUUUUAAUAUAUAUAAUCAUGGGGCCCUUAUAUUUAGGAUAUAACUUUAUUGGCCAUUUAAAUUUGCGUAGUUUAACAUUGAAGCAAAUUCCUUGAAAAAUUAAAUGAUGUGCCUUGGAAACGAGGAAAAGUGCAUGAUAUCAAAAUCCCCGAGUGAAGUGGCCACUAUGAAUGAAAAAUUGCUACUCCAAGAGAAGGACAUUAGUUUCACAGAUCACAGGACAUGUCUAUGAUUGUGUUUUAAUUUCAAAUAAAUAAAAAUUUAAAAAAAUUAAUUUGUUUUGACAAUAAAAGUAACCUAAAGUUAACCAGUAACACAAUAUUGCCUUAGAGUUUUGGAUUUGUUUAAAAUAUUUGGUUUGUUGAGUACACAAUCUGUUGAGUGAUGUUAAGUUUGCAUUUGUUUUGAUGUAACUGUAUCCCAGAAGCCAAGCUUAUCUGUGAAUAUUUACAAUUAGAGCUGUCCAGUGGUAAACUAGUGAAGGAUUGAGUUUCAUGACGUAAGUAUUAGGGUUCUGCGAAUAUUCGAAAUUUCCGAAUUCGAGUUCGAAUUUUUUGAUAUUCAAUUCGAAAAUUCGAAUCGAAUUCAUUUUACAAUAAUUCGACUUGCAAAUUCUGGCCCGGAUACACUAAUUUAAGACACCCCCCUCCCCCAUUUUUAAAAGAAAUGUAAAUGGACGAUUACAUCUUCCACUUACAAAAAAUUAUACAUCGUAACCCCUUAUUUACGUUACCGUUAAUUACGUUUACACGUUAUUUGAAUCAUUUUAUUUCUGUCCCGUUUUAACCUCAUUUGAUGUAAUGCAAUGAAUUCCCGUUGUUUACAACGCGCCUAUUGCUUUACGCAGUUUACGCCGUUCGUUCUGAUAAAACUGCUAACUAACUAAAUUAAUCCUAUUACAAAGUAACCUGAUGUGUAAAUCGUGUUUUAAAGACGUUUUUAAAAGUUAAAAAACUUCAUCUUUAACGUCUCGGGAGUCUCUUUAUUCCGCUUAUAAAAACGUAAGCAGCGCCAGUUUGGUUGUGUUGGUUCCUGUAUUCCAUUAUAGAGCGCUCUCACGUAGUCGGAGAUCGAUAUCGAUAUCUCGCAGACUGCAUGCACGCGCGCGCGCUCUAUCAAUAACCGAGUUAACCAGCACGAUCGUUAUGCGUAUAGUUACAAAUCACGUUCUUGUUACGGGUUUCUUUUUUUUUUUUACGUUGAAUAAAAUGGUUUUAUUGCAUCACUCAUUAAUUUAAAUUAUUUAGCUUGCUUUCACAAUGCCUCUUGUAAACAAACAUUUUCAUUGGCUGCCGGCCGCCGCGCACAUAAUUCGUGCGCAAGAAAUAGUCCCUUGGUUACGUACCAUUUGUAAGUAUUUUUACGCUGCCUUUUUUAUUACAAUUAUGUUAGCAGACGCCGUGUGUAUAGUGUACAGUUGAUGCCCGGCCCAACAGUUGUAUUUCGGAUUCGCGCGCGCACGGUUUGUUAUGGCUAACGCCGGACAAGGUUUUGUAAAGCACAGAACGGAAAAGCCUUUGAAAAGUGCACAGAAAACUAUUGUGUUGAAUGUUUAAACCUUUUCAGACAAAUAUCCGGAUUGUCGUGUGAACGAUAUCGCGAGUUUAACUGCGGAAUUUACGAGUGUUUCGAAGAGCAGUGUGCUUCGUGCAAGGAAAGAAUUACAGGAUACUGGGACAUUAACAACUCCCGGGAAGAAAAGGAAACUUGAGUAUCCUGUUAUCAAAACUUGUGAUGAUUUUGUGAAGACGGCUAUUAGGCGUAAAGUGCAUAGUUUUUUCUUCGCAAAUGAACCACCUACUCCGAACAAAGUACUACGGUGCUUCCUGUUAUAUUACUUCUCCGUUAUUUUAUUAGCACCGACUGUACUGAAGUUUCUGUGUUGCAACUAGUGCUUGGCGCGCAAGAUGAAUUCAGCCUAUCACUUGCUGACGCGGGGCAGUGAUACGGCGGUGUUUGUUUAUUUAAAAAAUCAGCUAAGAGUGAACCCACGGUCUCACCCCUAAUUAUAAACUUGAUUUUAGAAUAAAAUGUGCGAUGCUUACGCGAUAAAAACUGUAAAUUUGUUAUUUUUAUUAUGUACCACUUCCUUAUGCUGUGAUAUUUUUAUUAAUAUUUUUAUCCUUGAAAGUCAAAUAUGCUAAUUAAGGUGGCAAGUUAGAUAGUUUUCUCUACAGCAGGCAACAUCAGGGGCGAAACAACUAAAUUUCCAAAAGGGGGGGGGGGGGG